AGGGCCAUUUGAAGCAGAACAGAGGAAGUAUAAUUUUGGCCAUGAAAAUGGAUAUCAACCCCUAAAUAUUUGCCCAAAAAAAAUACAAUUAUGUUAAUUUUCCAUACAAUCCGCACAAGAAAUUCUGUAUUUACCAAAUUUUGUACUCCAGUAUUUGAUGCCCCAUGUUACCCAAAUGCCACGUGUCCUAAAAAGAGAAAAAGGCACCUUCACAAACAGACUGGAAGCACAGAGAGUCGACUCAGGUCAUUGUGGCAUUUUCGCAAACAGAUUGCGGGAUUUCAAUUUCAAGAUGCAUUUGAGCGAGAACGAGGGGAUAGAAGGCAAAACCUUCGUGGUCACCGGCGGCCUGGGCUUUGUGGGCUCCUCCCUCUGCUUCGAGCUGGUCAGACGAGGUGCCUAUCGAGUCCGGGCCUUUGACAUUCGGGCCGAAUCACCCUGGUCCGACGCUCUCCAUGAUCGCGGUGUUCGUUGUUUACAAGGGGACGUUUGUAAGAGAAAAGAUGUUGAAAAGGCUUUACAAGGGGCAGAUUGUGUUUUCCACCUUGCUUCAUAUGGCAUGUCGGGCAAAGAAAUGCUUCAGUAUGGCCGUAUCGAUGAGAUCAAUAUAAAUGGAACCUGCCAUGUCUUGGAUGCUUGCCUGGAGCAUGGGGUGAGCAGACUUGUUUAUGUCAGCACGUAUAAUGUUGUAUUUGGUGGGCAAGAAGUCAUAAAUGGAAAUGAGGCGUUACCUUACUUUCCUAUUGAUGAUCAUGUAGACCCGUAUGGCCGCAGCAAAUCCAUAGCCGAGCAGCUUGUUCUCAAGCACAAUGAUCGAUCCUUUAGAAAAGAGAAAGGGAAGUUAUACUCCUGUGCAAUCCGCCCUGCUGCUAUAUAUGGGCCGGGUGAAGAAAGGCACCUGCCUAGGAUCAUAAAACUUGCGAAGUUGGGUCUUCUACCGUUCAAAAUUGGUGAUAAGAAUGUGAAAUCGGAUUGGGUCUAUGUUGAUAAUAUUGUUCUGGCAAUGCUCCAGGCUAGCAUGGGCCUUUUGGAUGAUAUUCCUGGGAGAGUAGGACGGCCUGUUGCUGCCGGCCAAGCCUACUUCAUUUCGGAUGGUUGUCCAGUCAACAGUUUUGAGUUCCUCAGGCCACUGCUCGAAGGCUUGGAUUAUGACUUGCCUAAACUGACACUGCCCGUCUCCCAAGCUCUUUUUCUUGGAAAGCUUUUCUCAGUGUUCUACUCGCUUUUGUAUCCGUGGCUAAGCCAGAGGUGGCUUCCUCAGCCUCUGAUCCUUCCUGCUGAAGUCUACAAGGUUGGCGUGACCCAUUACUUUUCGUUUCUCAAAGCAAAGGAGGAACUGGGCUAUAGGCCUCUGGUUAGCCCUCAAGAGGGUAUGGCUGCAACCAUCGAAUACUGGAAGGAGAGGAAGAGAAGAACACUAGACGGUCCGACCAUAUACGUGUGGGUAGCUGUCGUGAUUGGAAUGACAAUGAUGUUCUGUGCUGCGUGCUUGCCUGACUUCGGCCCCGUUCCCCUGAUAAGAGCGAUUUGCCUUUUCUUUCACCGCUCCAUGACUGUGAUACAAGUAGUCUUCACGUUGGCUGUUGCUCUACAUAUUGGCGAGGGUGUUUACGCAUGGCAACUUGCAACAAGAUGUGAUCCUGCAAAUGCGACAGGUUGGUUUUGGCAAACUCUUGCUUUGGGAUUCUUUUCAUUGCGUUUUCUACUGAGAAGAGCUCAAACGAAGCCUAAGUAACAUCUCCUCUGCGGACUUGACUUAUGAUUGGAUGUAUUUGUUUCUAAGUUACUACAAAGUUUUAUUCUGACGUGAAAAGAAUAUGAUAUUGGUAUGAUAAAUACUUUUCUCGUUUAUUAAGUUCCUUGUAAUGGGAGACUACUCAUAUCACAAGAUCAAUGAUUGAUGAUGAUUGCA
This is a messenger RNA of Salvia miltiorrhiza (redroot sage), 1912 nucleotides long. RefSeq lists its product as uncharacterized. Bases 158 to 1735 code for a protein of 525 amino acids. The record is from RefSeq and is a predicted model, not a curated record. Lineage: Eukaryota; Viridiplantae; Streptophyta; Magnoliopsida; Lamiales; Lamiaceae. Gene Ontology annotation, biological process: steroid biosynthetic process. The transcript has 5 exons. Gene Ontology annotation, molecular function: 3-beta-hydroxy-Delta5-steroid dehydrogenase (NAD+) activity.